Messenger RNA from Carya illinoinensis, 1508 nucleotides. RefSeq names its product UPF0481 protein At3g47200-like. Bases 16 to 1482 code for a protein of 488 amino acids. The transcript has 2 exons. NCBI's taxonomy places the organism in Eukaryota, Viridiplantae, Streptophyta, Magnoliopsida, Fagales, Juglandaceae. The record is from RefSeq and is a predicted model, not a curated record.
AAAGAAUAAAGUCUCAUGGGAAUUCGCUUUUUUAAAUUUGGCUACUUUAGCAAUAUAAAAACCAAGCACUUCGUCGUGAUCAGAGUGAAGGGUAAGAAAAGGGUUAAGACGAGUGAACUUCCCCGAAGGCAUCAUCCAUCUGUUCAAGGAAGCGUACGUUGCCAUGCUCGAAACAAUAUUAACAGACAAAGAAGGAAGAUCAGGAAACAGAACCAAAAUAUGGCUUUGAACCAAGGAGAUAGCGCCACAAUCACUAUCGAAUCCCUGACAUCUUUGAUAGAACAUACAAGAUCCCAUGAUCUGUUCAUACCCCCUAAGCCUUCCAUCUUUAAAACGCCAGUAAUACUCAGCAGGCAUAAUGAACAAGCUUACAUCCCUGACGCGUUUUCUUUUGGCCCUAUUCAUCAUAACAAACCAAACUUCAAAGCCUCAGAAAAAAUCAAAGCUAGGUAUCUGGAUCACCUUAUCUCUAGGUCAACCUCUCCGGAUACAAAGCUAACAGAAAUCGUCAAAUCCAUCGAGGCUGUGGAGAAAAAGGCUCGUAAAUGUUAUGCAUGUCCAAUCGAUUACACCCCAGGUGAAUUUGUAAGAAUUUUGGUAAUUGAUGGUUGCUUCAUCAUUGAGCUGUUCCGCAAGAAUUCUUAUACUGAGCUUAGAGAAGUAGAUGAUCCAAUUUUUACUAUGUCUUGCAUGCUUCAAUUUCUUUACCAUGACUUGAUAUUGCUUGAAAACCAACUUCCUUGGAUGGUACUUGAACGCUUGUUUGGCUUAACCAUGGAACGUAGACAAAGCAAGCCUCUAAUGCAACUUGCAGUAGAGUUUUUUGCUAAUAUUUUCUCAUCCACACCUCCUCCCGUGGUUUACCCAAUCCAAGACAUAGAGCAUAUUCUUGACCUGUUUAGAAGAUUGUUGAUUUCAUCAGUUGGAGGAGAAGGAGAACGGGAGCUAGGGUGGCAACUCAUGCCUUCUGCAACGAGCCUCGUCGAGGCUGGAGUCAAAUUGAGAAGGAGUGAGUACAAAAGCAUCUUGGACAUGAAGUUCAUCAAUGGCGUCCUUGAGAUUCCUCCGUUAUUGAUUCAAGAGACAACAGAAACUGUCUUUCGGAAUCUUGUCAGCUUUGAACAAUGUUACGCCAAUUGUGAUGCUUGGUUCACUUCCUAUGUUGUUCUCUUACAAAACCUCAUAAACACGGCCAAAGAUCUGGACAUACUCUGCGAGAACGAGAUUAUUGAUAAGUGGUCUAAUCUAGAGGAUGCACCCCAGUUCUUUAACAAGAUUUACAACAAUACUUAUGUCAAGAAAUACCAUUACCUAGGACUUUGUCAGAAAGUGAAUAGAUAUUGCCAGCGCAGGUGGCCUAGGUGGCGUACAGUGCUUGUGCGCAACUAUUUCAACACCCCUUGGUCUACUCUUUCGACAGUGGUCGUUGCUAUGCUUUUGAUCCUCCUUUUUUUACAAACUUUGUACACCAUAAUUAAAUAAGUAGUAUUGAAUGUAACUUUAUCAAA